CCUUUAGCGAACAAAGCUUCUCCCGACCUUGGGAUAGAACUUGACCAAGGCUACACCUACCCCAGACCGCAGAAGAAACAUGCAAGGCUUCACUGGGUUGCUCACGUGGUGAGUGUCGGAUUGAUACUAGUCCUGCUCUCGAUCCUAAAACACCACGACCACGCCUCUUGGGCCUACUGCUGGAACCUACAUAAUUACUACUGUAAGAGCUCUUUCGCCAUGAAGCAUGCAUGCAACUCAUUGAUAUUCUCUCGAAAGCCCCCAUCAACGAAGGCGUCGGCUCAAUCCCCUACAUUGAAACGCGCUUCCACGGCUCCCUCUGGCACCCCUCCCCCUUCAAAGGCCCACCCAGCCCCCAAACCGCCGAAGCCUGGCACUCCGUCAUGCGCUACGGCAUGAUUGGCGUCCCAGCCUCCGACAUCCUCGCCGUCGGCCACAACACCACCACGGCCGCCCGUUUCCCCGACGCCGCAGGCGGCGAUUACGUUGCAGUCGCCGUGGGGACGCACCAGCUGCACUGCCUGCACUACCUCUGGCAAGACCACCACCAAUCGCACUUCGAGGAAGUGCAGCAGAAGAUCAAGGAUAUCCCGGAGAUGUACGAGCGCCACUAUGAGCACUGCGUCGAUUACAUAAGGCAGAGCCUCAUGUGUAGCUUUGAUACCACGCUCGUGACGUAUGAUUGGGUCCUCGAUCACCAGAACCCGACGCCGAAUUCGAAUGCGAUGCACAAGUGUGUAGACUGGGACCGCGUGCAGGACUGGUUGAAAGGGAGGGUCGUGGAAACGCCAGAUGGGUUUCAGUGGGCGCAGCCGGAGGGCCAGGAGAGCUUGCCGUGGAAUCCGUAGUGGUUGGUCUUCUCUACGACGGCUGGAGCGAAUGCGAGGUGGUCGACGAAGGUCUUUCCGGGGUUUGAUCUCGGAUCACACUGGAUUAGAUAGUCUUUUGUUGUUCUUUUCGAUUUCAGUUUCGUUGCUCGGCUCGCCGUGCCAGCUAAGCCUUGGUAUUGACGCAAGGCUGAACUCUCUGCACGCCUCCUGUAGCACACGAAAUGCAAUCACAUCCUCAUUGGGAAAAGAGCGCGCAGAUCACAAACCUAAUCCAAUGGCUCGGGCGGGCACCGUGGGAAAAAGGCAAACAACAUCCAUGGAGGCAGCUGUAGCCUUCCCUGCCUUCUUCCGGCGCGCUUUAUUUUUUGUUGUCGACAGCUAAAGGUUUC
Mytilinidion resinicola is the source of this 1219-nucleotide messenger RNA. RefSeq lists its product as uncharacterized. The record is from RefSeq and is a predicted model, not a curated record. Gene Ontology annotation, biological process: mycotoxin biosynthetic process. The transcript has a single exon. Lineage: Eukaryota; Fungi; Ascomycota; Dothideomycetes; Mytilinidiales; Mytilinidiaceae. Bases 231 to 848 code for a protein of 205 amino acids.